CCUUGAUACGUCAUCACUCUGGAACCUUCCCGUAUUAAUCGAGGCUGAAGCAUCGAAAGUCUAAGGUAACACGAGGCAAAUAAAUGAUUUAAUGCUUCUGUUUUCUCAUUUACAAACUUGGAUACCAGUCAGCUCGAACGUCAAGAAAAUGGAUAUCCGUUUGGCUAAUAUCAUCACUAUCGGCAUUGUCGUCUGUGUCUUCGUUCUCCUGAUCGGUGGAGGGGUCAAUGAAGUCCAGAGUCAGUCAACCGUACGGUCAGCUCUGCUAACAAAAACACAUACACCAGCGCCUCAACCACCAUUCAGAGAGUGUUCCUGCAGCUCCAGUCCUUGCCAUCAUGGUGGAGAAUGUAUUGACCGACGUGUUGGUAAUGGAAUCUCAGCUAUCAUAGACUUUACAUGUGAAUGUAAAGAUCAGUGGGAAGGCAAUGUGUGUCACACAUGUAACAGUACAACUAACGAGAUCAAGUGCUCUAACCUGUGUUACAACCGAAGGAAUGAUAUAUGUGAAGACGGAGGACAAGGUUCUGUGACACCAAGUGUUUGUGCUCUAGGUUCUGACUGCGAUGAUUGUAACUCCCGGUGUCUCCCUACAACAUUGUAACUUUACCCGAGGGACGCAUGCGCACUGGGGUACAUUGGGAAGAUUUUACCAGGAAAUUGGACAAACUGGAGACAUCUUGACGUUUUACGGCUUAACUCUGGUUCUUAGUAUCCACGGCUACUAGGGUAACAUGGCGAUCCUAAUUAACGUUUCUUUGAUAAUUUGACUAUAAAAUACACAACUCACUUUCAUUAAAGUCAGAACGUCGGGAUUGGGCUCUAAGAAUCCAGAACUAGAACAAAUAUUAACAUUUUAAAAUGGAAUCCGGGCAAUAUUAACAUUUGGCAGAAAGUCACUAAUACUAUUUGAUUUAUCACAAUUACCUAUCUAUUCAUUUAUAAUUAUGAUUUCUGCAAGGAUUCAAUUAAACUUUGCAGGUCUACUUUCGCUUCUGAUUCUUCAAAGUAAUUUGAAAAUCUUGCAUUUUUAAUUGCAGGCUAUCAAGGUAACAUUACAAAUGAUUAUUUUAUACCUUUUACUGAAAAUUUGAGAUUGGUCAAUUUUUUAUUUUGUUUUAAUGAUUGAUUUUUAUGAAUGAUAUGAUCUUGCUUUUAUAUCAUUGUUCUUUAAAAUAUUUUAUUUUCUGAAUAUACUUGUAAUAUCGCUGCAAGUAGAAUACACCAAACUCAUUGUCAAUAUCAUUCGGAAUAAAAUUUGUCUAAUAAGGUA
This is a messenger RNA of Lytechinus variegatus (green sea urchin), 1273 nucleotides long. RefSeq lists its product as uncharacterized. The record is from RefSeq and is a predicted model, not a curated record. Lineage: Eukaryota; Metazoa; Echinodermata; Echinoidea; Temnopleuroida; Toxopneustidae. The transcript has 4 exons. Bases 92 to 604 code for a protein of 170 amino acids.